AAGACCAUAGUGCAAGACGACAACAACGAUAUGAACGGAAAAAAGUUAUUGAUGAUAAAUUAAAUGAGAUGAUGUCAGAAACAAAUGAAGAUGGUUCUCCACUUUGGAUUCGUGCUUAUCUUGAAAAAUGUUCAUCUUUAUCCAAGGCAUACAAGUAUAAUCGUCCUUUCACCGAAAGAUCAUGGAAAAUUCUCAAGCAAAAACUAGUUCGAGAAUACUAUGAAUUGUUGGAUGCAGAUGAAACCGAUGAUACGGAUUUUAAUUGUAGCGAUUUGGAUAAUGAUAACUUUGAAGCCAAAACCUAA
Molecule: messenger RNA, 305 nt
Organism: Racocetra persica
Lineage: Eukaryota; Fungi; Glomeromycota; Glomeromycetes; Diversisporales; Gigasporaceae
Source: the annotation of a GenBank genome assembly